AUGACAAUUAAAGAGGAAUUUUACAUCGAGCAUCACCAGGCCGGGGAAAAAGUGGUAUAUCGGACCUCACCGCUGCCCACGUCACCCCGUCACGCCACACGCACCCCCGACGCCUCCAUCACGCCCACUCACCCCAACGCCUCCAUCACGCCCACGCACCCCAGACGACUCACCACGCCCAAUGCCUCCAUCACGCCCACACGCACCCCAGACGACUCCACCACGCCCAAUGCCUCCAUCCCCACACGCACCUCAGACACCUCCAUCACGCCCCACGCACCCCCGACGCCCCAACACGCCCACAUACCCCAGACGCCUCCACCAUGCCCCACGCACCCCCGACGCCUCCACCGCCACACGCACCCCAGACACCUCCAUCACGCCCACCCCGACGCCUCCACCACGCCCACACGCACCUCAGACGCCUUCACCACGUCCAUAUACCCCCCGACGCUUCCAUGA
This is a messenger RNA of Homarus americanus (American lobster), 462 nucleotides long. Its product is annotated as platelet glycoprotein Ib alpha chain-like. The transcript has 2 exons. The record is from RefSeq and is a predicted model, not a curated record. Lineage: Eukaryota; Metazoa; Arthropoda; Malacostraca; Decapoda; Nephropidae. Bases 1 to 462 code for a protein of 153 amino acids.